Messenger RNA from Spodoptera litura, 592 nucleotides. RefSeq lists its product as uncharacterized. The record is from RefSeq and is a predicted model, not a curated record. NCBI's taxonomy places the organism in Eukaryota, Metazoa, Arthropoda, Insecta, Lepidoptera, Noctuidae.
UCGAUUACUAAUCACGUCGAUUGGAGUAAUAGUUCAUUUCUGACUUCGAUUGUGUAAUAGAAAGUCGCAUCAAUAUGAAACUCCUCGUUGUUUUCCUAUCUACCCUGGUGCUUGUUCUUGGACAGGGUGGAGAGGAUAAAAUUUAUGCUGUCGAGCUCGGUAAUGUUGAGGAGCUAGGAGAUGUUCACCCUCAUAAAGUCUACGCUGAAGAGUCUCCAGUUAUUCGCGUUUUUGAGCCUGUAGAUGAUCUAAAAGAUGACAGUCCUGCUCAAGAAAGCGUUAAUGCAGUGGACAACCAGCCUGCUGACCGUGAGUCCGUCCCUCCUUCGUCGUUAAUCAUUCCGACCAUAGUUAAAGCCUGCACCAACUCUGCCUGUGCCUACAUCUGCAGUCUGCUUGGGUUCCAAAAUGGCGUCUGCAUUUCCACUACCACUUGCCAAUGUUCCAACUAAAUUUUUUAUAAACUUUUAAACUCCAUUCGAAAUGAUCCCUUAUGGUAAUUGUCAGUAAGUAUCGUUUUGAUGUGAAAUUAUGAAUUUAAAGCUCAAUGUACCUACUUAUUUUUGUGUAAUAAAAUUUUUGGAUCUUAUGA